AUGGCGGCGGCGGCGGAGCCGAGGCACCGCUGUGGAAAGGUUAAGAUCGAGGGCAGGGCGGUGGUGCCGGGAGUGAAGCCGCAGGACUGGAUCCACACGGCGCGGGUGUUGGUGGAGGGAGAGGAGCACGUCGGCUUCUUCAAGACAGAUGGAACUUUCACUGUAAAUGAUGUCCCUUCUGGAUCAUAUGUAGUGGAAGUUGUUUCACCAGCAUACCGUUUUGAACCUGUGCGAGUUGACAUUACUUCCAAAGGUAAAAUCAGGGCGAGGCAGGUGAAUUAUUUAAAGGCAUCUGAAGUCAUCAGGCUACCGUAUCCAAUACAGAUCAAAUCUUCUGGUCCUCCUCCAUACUUUAUGAAGCGAGAAACAUGGGGUUGGACAGACUUCCUCAUGAAUCCUAUGGUAAUGAUGAUGGUUCUUCCCCUGCUGAUCAUCCUCUUGUUGCCAAAAGUGGUCAACACUAAUGAUCCUGAGAUGAGACGGGAGAUGGAGCAGUCCAUGACAUGCUGAACCCGAAUCACGAGUUACCAGAUGUUUCUGAGUUUAUGACUCGCCUUUCUCUUCCAAAUCAUCUAAUCUGGAAGUGGCAAUAAGGCUGGCAAGAGUGGUGCUGUAAAGAGGAGGUAGUCCUUCGGAAUGUCAUUUCAGGUUAAUACACUGCCUAUUUGUGCUCUAAAGAGAGAUCACUAGUAGAAUACUGGGCUGCUUGCAAAGCAAAUAAAUUGAAAACAGCAUAUGACUUCUUGAAGACAAGGAUUUGGGUGUUUAUGUAUAUUUUGAAACAUCAAAAAUUCUGUGUGCUUGCAGUGACUGGUACAUUCUGAGAUUUAUUGUAAUUUAAUUAAGGUGUAAUGCAAAUAAUAUCCUAGUUUAUUUACUGCAACUUUUGGUAAGUAUUUUUAAUACAUUCAAAGUUUGUGCAAGAAGUGAAAGUAAUAUAAAAGUGAAAUAUUUCAAAUACCUGUUCAAUUUCUGUUGUACAAGAAGGUCACAAACUAAUGAAAGUAUAUUCAAGAUAACUUUGUUUCAGAGCUAUGUAUAUUUCAAGUGCACAAAAUAAAGUAAUACAAGUUAGACCAUG
Molecule: messenger RNA, 1081 nt
Organism: Pristis pectinata (smalltooth sawfish)
Lineage: Eukaryota; Metazoa; Chordata; Chondrichthyes; Rhinopristiformes; Pristidae
Gene: emc7b
Product: ER membrane protein complex subunit 7b
Cellular component (GO): EMC complex
Molecular function (GO): carbohydrate binding
Source: RefSeq, a predicted model, not a curated record